AUGAAUAUCAUGAUAUCUGUUCCCCCAUCUUCACUGGAAUGCUCGGUGUUCGUUUUUGAUAAACGCAUCGCCGAUAAACUCUAUAAGCCGAAGCGAAAGGAAACUAUGCUAGAUCGCAUAAAAGCAUGUAUUAUUGCUAUGGACAAGAUGCGACACCCACGGAUGCUGCAGAUCAUACACUCCUUGGAGGAAGGACACCACACACUGGCAUUCGCAUCCGAGUCCGUAUAUGCGAGUUUGGAGAAUAUACUUGCUUGGCAUGAUUCUUCCCCGCUGCCAGCAGGCGUCAAGCCGCCUGUCAUGCCGCACCCCAUAUCGUUGACCCCACCUACUGUGCCUCCGAAGUACGUACCAUCGCCGAGGCCACCUUUUGCCAGGGAAUACAACUUCCUGGACAUUGAACUGCGCUUCGGCAUACUGCAGAUCAUCGAAGCGCUCAACUUCAUCCACUACACGACUAGGCAAGUGCACCGCAACGUCUGUCCUCAAGUCGUCAUUGUGACUAAACGCGGCACCUGGAAGCUUUUCGGUCUCGAAUUUGCUGAGCCUAUACUUGGACCUGACCCAACUGAUGUGGUGAGCGUGCAGCCAUUUUCAAUAAAAAUAGCGAAAAUUUGCCAGCCCUGCCUAGAUUAUAUGGCCCCUGAAGCGCAAGUGAAUGCCCAUUGCACCAUAUUGUCCGACAUGUUUUCGCUUGGGUUGAUAAUUUGCGCGCUAUUCAACCACGGCCGGCCUCUACUGCAGGCGAACAACAACCCUAUGCUCUAUAUAAGGCAGAUUGAGUGUUUGGACCUGCAAGUAAACCAGGUCCUCCCACGCAUCCCGGCCGGGCUCCAGGAAGCUGUCAAGCGCUUGCUCUCGCGCGACCCUCACCCUCGGCCCUCAACGCAAUUGCUGCCACUCAUUAAUUAUUUCAAAUGCCAGAGUGAGCCCGCAAUCCAAGCUAUGCAGUUCCUCGAUGUCAUAACUAUGAAGGAUCCCGCACAAAAAAGCCACUUCUACCGCACCGCUCUUGUUGAGGCCUUGCCCUUUAUCCCAAAGAAACUACGAUGGCAACAUGUUUGGCCCGUUUUACAACUCGAAGUGAGAUCCACUGAAGUGCUAGCGGAUGUACUAAUACCCGUUAUUUGGAUGACAAAUGAGGCCACUCCGGAAGAGUUUGGCUCAUACGUACUGCCUGCGUUGAGAACGGUAGAUUUCAGUAACGUGAUGAACUCGCCGAAAACUAUGCAAGCAGCCGUCACUUUACUGGAGAACUUACAUAUUGUUAUGCGGAAAUCCACAAGGGACGAUGUGAAUAACGAACUAUUGCCACUAUUGUAUACUGCGAUGGAUCAUAAUAAUAAUCAUAUCCAGACGUCCUCUCUUAUUGCCAUCCAAAAUAUAUCGGAUUUUAUAAGUGACCGAGCUUUGCAUAAUAUUGUUUUGGGUAAAGUGAAAAUUUUACUUGAAAAAAAUCAAAGCGACGUCAAAGUCAUCAGCCUUAUUCUUGGAUUCUUUGAAAAAGUACUUAUUCGCCUCGAAAGGAAUCACAUUUUAGAAGAAGUAAUUCCAACCCUUCUUUCCAUGAGGUUGAGUGAUCCAGAUAUUAUCACAAGAGUUGUCAAACUGUACAAAUCAAUGCUUCUGGAGAGGAAGUUCGCGCUUACUACGAAUGUGAUGGCUACCAAGAUGAUACCUUCCCUAGCUCCACAGACCAUCAAUCCAGCUCUGAGUUUAGACCAAUUUGGAACCCUCAUGGAGAUACUGUAUGAUAUGCUGGAAAAUAUUGAUAAAUGCCAACGAGUAAAGUUGAAACCGGACAAUCCGGCUUUACCAAGCCCCGAGCGUCGCGCUCUUCGCCACCAAAGUAGUACGGACAAUGUGGCCGCUCCGCCAUUUAAUAUACCGAACUUACGGGUCGAACAGCGUAAGACUUCGAGCGCUGAAGACAUGGCUCGCAAAAAUUCAGUAACUGCACCACCCACGACUACCACAGCUAAUACUGGCAGUGUAGGGGGCUUCAAAAGCACAGGCAUCGGACAAUGGUUCUUUGGAUCUAGCAAUUCUACAAACAAUGACAGUAACUUUUUACGUGUUGCGAGCGUAUUUCCAAAUCGCCGCUUAUCUGACAAUACUUUGAUGACUCCUAAGAUCCGAAUUGCUCCAUCAUGCGCAUCUUCUCCUGGUGGCACACCCGGAGGAACUACAGGAUUACCAACUCGCCGCCACUCCAGCAUUGGGCCGCAGGAGCGCCGUGGAUCUGCUGUCAAUUUAUCACCACCCACUGUCCACCAAUACAGAGGACGGGGCGGCUCAGGCUCGAGCCUGUCCGUGCCAUCCACCUCGCAUUGCGUCGUAAGUGAUGUAUAUCACCCACACCCGCCUCGCAACGUGUUCCCGAAUCCUCUAUUGAAUGUCGACUUGGAACGGCUUAAAUUGAUGUGGAACUGUUCUCUUCUGCGGUCGGGUCUUCUUCCCAUACGGACUGGGAGAGAUCGUGUCAUUGCUCAUCAUCACCAUCACACACGUCCAUAUGCACGAACCUGGUUGGCGUUUUAUCACACAUUGCGAGCUCUUUCUGUCUUUCAUCGCAUCACAUCGAUACUUCUUUCAUUCCUGCGAGGAGACAUAACCUUCAAAAAUAAUGAAGUGAUGCAUGCUCGUUAUUCUGUUUUG
Messenger RNA from Brenthis ino (lesser marbled fritillary), 2658 nucleotides. Lineage: Eukaryota; Metazoa; Arthropoda; Insecta; Lepidoptera; Nymphalidae. The record is from the annotation of a GenBank genome assembly.